AUGAAGUUCCUCAGCAUUUUCAGCGUCGCUCUCUUGUCUGCCGGCGCAUCGGCGCGUAGCCUCAGCUUCAUGGGCAGCGACUCGCAGCACGCCCUCGAAGAAGAGUUCCCCGUUCCUGGCGACAACCCUCUGCUCUUCUGCGCCGCCCCCACCGACAACAUUCUCACCAUUGAGAAGCUUAUCGUGUUUGUGCAGUNNGGCGUCACUUUGUCCAUCAAGGCAUCCGGAGUAUUGUCGCAGGACGUCGAGGAGGGCGCAAAGGUGCACUUGCAAGUCAAGUACGGCUUGAUUCGCAUCAUCAACCAGGAGGCCGACUUGUGCGAGAACCUCAAGAAUGUCGAUCUCGAGUGUCCUCUAAAGAAGGGCCCCAUGGAGUUGACCAAGGAUGUCGACCUUCCCAAGGAGAUUCCUCCGGGCAAGUACACUGUCCUCGCCGACGUUUACACCAAGGACAACGAGAAGAUCACCUGCUUGACCGCUACCGUCAUCUUCAGAAGAGGUGGUGCCUUUGAGGUUGUCGCUUAG
Molecule: messenger RNA, 525 nt
Organism: Aureobasidium vineae
Lineage: Eukaryota; Fungi; Ascomycota; Dothideomycetes; Dothideales; Saccotheciaceae
Source: the annotation of a GenBank genome assembly